AUGAAUGCUGGUUUUGAUGCUUACGGUUUUGAUGCUGAAUUAUAUGAAAUAUCAAGUAGUUCAAGUUCAAAGAAGUCAAAAGGCGAGGAUAAACAACCCAAUCUUCGUGAAUUCUUGUUUAAGAGAAUGACAUCCCAAGGAUCAUUUAACGAAACCAUUGACUCACCUCCUUCUCCUUUAAGUUCCCCUCCAACUCAAGAUGUUAAUAUGGAAGUAGGUGGUUCAAGUGCUUGUGAUGAACCAUUGGAUGAUGAUUGUGAUGAACCAUUGGAUGAUGAUUGGGUGUAUGAUGUUGAACUUCUUCCUCAUGACCCGGGAUUGAGAAAAAACAUAAUGGAUUAUCCCCCAAAUGAAAGAAAUCCGGUUAGAAGAGCUUAUAUUCUUAAAAAACCUUGCCAACCAAAAACACAUGUUUUCCCUCAAAAACAAGUAGGUGGUUUAUGCCGUUUUAGUGUCAAUUGGUUCAAAAAAUGGGAUUGGCUUGAAUAUAGUGUUGAAAAAGAUGCCGCAUUUUGCUUUGCUUGUUAUUUGUUCAAGAGGGAUGUUGAAAUUUACAAUGGGGGUGAUGCAUUUGUUAAUGGAGGGUUUAAAUGCUGGAAUAAACCGGAUAGGUUUCAAAAGCAUGUUGGUGGAGUUAAAAGUGCAAAUAAUGUUGCUUAUGAGAAAUAUGUGAAUUUAAGAGAUGCAAAAAAGACAUCAAUUGAAGUUGUGUUUGAUAAUGAGAGUCAAGCUCAAAUGGAUUCAUAUCAUAUUCGUUUGAAUGCAUCCUUAACUUGUUUGAGAUUUCUUUUGGGCCAAGGUUUGGCAUUCCGGGGACAUGAUGGAAGUGAGGAGUUAAAUAGUAGGGGUAACUUUCUUGAGCUUUUGAAGUGGUUAGGGGAGAAGGUUGAUGAAGAGACUACCAAGCGCAUAAUAGAAGAGGUUGGAGAUGGUUACUUUUCUAUUUUGGCCGAUGAAUCUAGUGAUGUGUCUCAAAAAGAACAACUAGCUCUUGUUUUGCGGUUUGUUAAAAGAGAAAGUGGAUCGGUAGUGGAACGCUUUUUAGGCAUUGUACAUGUGGGUGACACUAUCGCUUUAUCUCUUAAAGAUGCAAUUUUGUCCUUGCUUAUGGAAUAUUCAUUGAGUCCAUCCAUGAUAAGAGGUCAAGGGUAUGAUGGGGCGAUUGGAGCUUCUUGUAAGAGAAGAGACAUGAUUCGAAAAAAGCAAGCUCAAGUAGUGGCUCAAGCAUUGGAAGUGGGGGAAAUUGAAAGUGGAUCGGGUUUAAAUCAAGAACGUGGUUUGAGUAGGCCAGGAGAUACACGUUGGGGAUCUCAUUACAAGUGUCUAAUAAAUAUCACGAACUUGUUUCCUUCAAUUAUUGAAGGAUUUUUGGAGUCAUUUGAUUUUGUUUUUGUGGCUCAUUUGAUGUUGAUUAUCUUUGGCUACACUAAUGAUUUAUGUAUUGCUUUACAAAGAAAGGAACAAGAUAUUGUUAAUGCCAUUAGACUUGUUAGUACUACAAAAAAUGUGUUGCAAAAGAUGAGAGAUGAAGGAUGGGAUAAUCUCUUAAAAAAAGUUAUUACAUUUUGUACUAAACACGAGAUUGAUGUUCCAUCUAUAGAUGCUCAUUAUGUGCCUCAAGGAAGAGGAAGACGUUUUGUUCAACAAGCUACAAAUCUACAUCAUUUUCGGGUUGGAAUCUUUUUGGAAGUAAUUGAUUUGCAUCUUCAAGAGCUUGAUAACCGUUUUAAUGAGAUUAACAUGGAGUUACUUACAUGCAUGGUCUCUCUAAGUCCUAAAGGUAACUUUUCAUCUUUUGAUAAAGAGAAGAUACUUAAACUUGCUUCUUUAUAUCCCAAGGAGUUUUCAUGUAAUGAUUUAACGGCUCUUGAUCUUCAACUAGAUGUGUUCUUGGAUACUAUGUUAAACGAUGAAAGAUUUCAUGAUUUGAAAGAUAUCAAUUCUCUUUCCAUGAUGCUUGUUGAAACAAAGAGACAUGAGACAUUUCCUCUUAUACAUUUGCUAAUCAAGUUGAUGUUGAUUCUUCCUGUUGCUACGGCAAGUGUAGAAAGAGUGUUUUCCGCAAUGACAUAUGUCAAAAGUAAGUUGAGAAAUAGCAUGGGUGAUCAACUUAUGAAUGAUUGUUUGGUUACUUUUAUUGAGAAGGAAGUGUUUCUACAAGUUUCCGAUGAAAUGAUUAUUGAUCGUUUUAAAAGUAUGAAGGCUCGAAGGAUGAAUUUGUAA
Messenger RNA from Amaranthus tricolor (Joseph's coat), 2223 nucleotides. RefSeq lists its product as uncharacterized. Bases 1 to 2223 code for a protein of 740 amino acids. The transcript has 6 exons. The record is from RefSeq and is a predicted model, not a curated record. NCBI's taxonomy places the organism in Eukaryota, Viridiplantae, Streptophyta, Magnoliopsida, Caryophyllales, Amaranthaceae. Gene Ontology annotation, molecular function: protein dimerization activity.